This is a messenger RNA of Puccinia triticina, 2373 nucleotides long. RefSeq lists its product as uncharacterized. Bases 1 to 2373 code for a protein of 790 amino acids. The record is from RefSeq and is a predicted model, not a curated record. NCBI's taxonomy places the organism in Eukaryota, Fungi, Basidiomycota, Pucciniomycetes, Pucciniales, Pucciniaceae. The transcript is spliced from 5 exons.
AUGCCCAGGGAAAGCACAGCUGAUCUCCUCGCCGACGCGUUUCGAGGCCUGGCAGACGAGCGCUGGAGGACGGUGGGGGCGGAUAUCAUCGAGGGGCCGAAGGAUGAGAAGGUGCUGACGGCGGAAGAGAUCGGGGCCAGACAGGCGCACCUGGCGGGGCUCCAGACCGGUCUGCUGCCCUCGCUGGGCCAGCAGCUGGGCGAGCUGAUGGGGAUAUUGGACAUCGAAGCGCUGGGGAAGGACCCGGGGCCGAGGCCGAGGCUCGCGGAGGCCGUGGAACUCGUAGCGAAGCUUGGCCGGACCCUAGACCAGCUCAACAUCUCCGCCCACGCCCUCGCCCCUCUCUCGCUCGAAGCCAUGGCUGCGCCGAGCAGGAUCGACCAUGAUUACGGGGCGCUGAAGUCGUUCCGAUGCCGGCCCCUGCUGGGCAAGAUCCAGGGGAUGGUGAUCAGCAAGGUGCGCGGCUUGGCGCGCCACUACGGCCGUCUUCUCGAGACGUGGAGGGUCUUCGAGGCGCCUCUUCCGGCCACCCCAGGGCCCAGCGAUAGUGAUAGUGAUGAGGAUGAUGAUCACUGCUUCGCACUGCAAAUCCGAGACAAGAUCGUCGACGGCACUGCGGCGGUCUCUGGAAACAUCGCCGACAUCAUCCGCUGGUCCCAGCGCUCGGACUUUGCGCUUCUUCAGGACGAGUGGCAGGCGCAGGUGGGCCUGCUCACGUUCACGCUCGACCGACUGGCCGCGCGGAUCGAUGCGACUGUCCGGCCGAGGGAAGAGGGCGAGGGAAGCCGGCGGGAUAGUGGAGGUGAGGUGGCUGGAGAUGAUGGGGCUGCUGCUGCUGCUGAAGAUGAUCAGGUGUCGGUUGGUGUAGAGUUCGGAUAUUCGUCCCGACCGGUGCCGGUGAGCCGGGAGCUCCUCCCGCUGAGCCAGCGGACGGUUGCGCUGGUGAAGCUGGGGCGGAUCUUCCUUUGCAAGCUGGUGGGCCGGCCGGCGUUCGAGCUGGAUGGGCGGCUGAGCUCGGCGGAGCUUGCGGGGCUGGAGGGUGCGACGGGCAGCAUCGACGGCUGUCUGCUGAGCAUCGCCGAGUGCGUGGCCGACGCCGCCGGGCCCGCCGAGCUGCGCGCCCAGCUGGCCGAUGUCCUCCGCUGGGCCGACGAGCUCGCCGGGCGCCUCGACUCCGCCGUCCUCCUCCUCGCCUUCCACCUCGUCCCCCGACCCACCCGCCCUCUCCACCAUCUGUUCCGGGAGUGGCUGCCCAUCGCCCCAGAACUCAUCUCGAGGAAACUCAGGCAGCACCAGCUGCUCAAGCACCACCACCCACCUCCCGAGCAGGAAGCCAUACCCCCACCAACACCCGCCCCGCGCCCGCCACCCGCAAAGUCCACCAUACCGGUCUCCGCCAAGCCCAAAGCACCCCAUGCCCAGCGCUCCUUCUCCUCCCAGACCGCCGCCCAACGGCACCGCGAACGCUCCAAGUCCACCGCCAACCAGCUCUCGAUCCCCCCCACCACCAAAGCCAUCCUCCGCCGGCCCAUCCUCGCCGCCGAGGCCCCCCGGCACACCGCCAUGAAGGACAAGGCCACCACCGUCCCCGCCCGCAACGCCCACCCCAAGGGCUUCAAGCUCCGGCCCCGGAGCAUGUCCGCCAGCUCCCUGCGCGACCCCGGGCCCUCCAUCCCCGGCGCACUCCCCCCAUGGACCACAGACCCGUCCCCGCGGAUCUACAGGGUCGACCCGGCGGCCAACAACUCCCCCCUCAACGGCUCAGACUUCAAGCCCCCCAGCCACGACGACCUCAUCCUGCCCACCGUCGCCCGGCAGAUCGAGAAACAGACCAAGCUGCUCACACCCACCGACCACCCCACCUUCUCCUCCGUCUCCUCCAACUUCUCCCAGUGGGAGGCCCUCGGCCCCCAGCUCCUGCUCCGCAAGGCCAGCCUCAAGCGCCUCGAAGGCGCCUUCGCCCACCCCUCCACCCUCUCCGUCCACGAGCCGCUCUCCUCGCCCACCCCCGACGAAGAACUGAUCGACCCCAUCACCCCAGACUCAGGACGAUCGAGGGCGCCGGGCGACGACGGCCCGGCGGGGCGCCGGAUGAGCCGCCGGAUGAGCGGCAGCCAGGGCGCGGGCCCGGCCGACGACCGGCGCGCCUCGCGCCGCCUGAGCGCCUAUCUGAGUGCGAGCCCGGGCGGCCGGCGGGGCUCCCAGACCUCGGCCUCCUCCGCCUCCCACCCGAGCCCCUCCGCCGCCCGCCGCGUCCUCGGCAACGCCCCCUCCUCCCACCAGCCCCUGGCCUCCGACGACGGCUGCUUCGAGCAGGCCAGACACCUCGACCCCGAGCCCGAGGGCGGCUGCUGUAAAUGUGUCAUCGUCUGA